Molecule: messenger RNA, 6276 nt
Organism: Nothobranchius furzeri (turquoise killifish)
Lineage: Eukaryota; Metazoa; Chordata; Actinopteri; Cyprinodontiformes; Nothobranchiidae
Gene: rgs8
Product: regulator of G protein signaling 8
Source: RefSeq, a predicted model, not a curated record
UCCAUCCAUCUUGCCUGCUCUCUAUCUCUAUCUCUCUCCCCUUCAAUUUCACACAAAUGAGAAUGCCGCAUGUAGCUCCCACUCACUGGCAUCAGAAACACAAGAUACCUUCCUUCUUCAGCUGUACAUUUUCAUACAAACACAUAGCGCUGGCUCGACUGGGGCUGAAAACUGCCAAAGCUCAAGCUGGUCUCAGACAGUGGUGAAACAGGAGGGGAAGGAAGAGUGCAGCUGAUCUCUCACACAGCAGACUCAAGCACUAUGAAGACCAGACUAGGUUGCCUUUCCAAGAAGUCGGACUCCUACAGCGACUUCUCAGAGUUUCUGCCUCCGGCUCAUGAGACCACAGCCAGGUGUCUCAAACUGUCAACAGAUGAGGUUGUUCGAUGGUCCGAGUCAUUUGAUAACCUUCUGGCUCAUAAAUAUGGACUGGCUGCAUUCCGGACCUUCCUCAAGUCGGAGUUCAGCGACGAGAAUAUUGAGUUUUGGAUGGCAUGUGAGGACUACAAAAAGAUCAAAAGCUCAACCAAGCUUGUGUCAAAAGCAAACAAAAUAUUUAAGGAGUUUAUUGAGGUUCAGUCACCAAGAGAGGUAAACAUCGACUACCGCACCAGGGAGAAGACCAAACAAAGCCUGGCCGAUCCAACUCCAAACAGUCUCAACGAGGUCCAAGGUAAAAUCUACAGCCUGAUGGAGAAAGACUCGUACCCACGAUUCCUCAGGUCCAAGAUGUACCAGGAUCUAGUCAACAGGGCACAUGCACGAGGCCAGAGGAGGUCUGUUUGACUGGAUACCAAACUGAACUGGACCUACACUCUAGAUCAAUUAACCCUUUGACGUCAAAUUAAUACUGUGAAUCUGGAAGAAUGCAACGUGCUUGACUGUUUCUUUUACACUAGCUCCAUGCAUGCAACUCCUGUAGAUAGCUACUGUCAUGAUGACUGGCCUAUACAGAGAGGAUAUUACCAGGUGGAUGUAUAAUACAUGUAAAAUCACUCAGAAAUAAGGUUGAUUGCACUAUAAACACUUAUUCAUCUUGUGUUGAUAAAACACCAUGUGAUUAAAGUUAGAGUGAAAGCAAUUAAAAAACACACAUAUACUAACAUAUUGGACUGAAACACUACAUUUGAAUUUUGUUGAAAUAUUCUGUUGUUGAGGCAGAAAAGAAAGUUUUAACAUGAACAGAAAAGAAUGAAACAGUAAAAUAUUUAAAAUUACUCAUAUAUAUCUGCAUAGAUUCAGUCCUAAAAUGGUCAAAAACAAUUUUAUUGACAGUAUCUCCUGCCAUUAACGAACUUCCGGACAAUGUUUGGUUAAGAGUUAAUGUAAAAACAAAAAGAUCAAAAUCUAUUUAAACUGCCAAAACAUUAAUUAUUGACUAUGAGCUUACAUUGAUAUGCACAAACUUACUGCGUCUCAGUAAUAUGUGAUUAUAUUGUAUUACACUGUGAACUUUUGCACUAACAAUUUAAAGAUCUUACAAUGUGGUUGUACCUCAAAUUAAACAAGUUGCGCAGCCAAAGUCCAAAGCCUCUAAUUAAACCAUCCACAAUUUACCACUGUUACAUCUCAAACAAAACCAAAGUACAUUUGGUGUGUGUUUAUACUGAAUAUUAAAAAUAGCUGUGGGCAGCGAACUUAUCUAUUAACAUCUUUUUCACAUUUGGAGCUGUGAACACAUUCUUACUGGCUUCAGCCUCAUUAGCUGCUGAUCAUGGUGCAGCUCUGCGCUUAAAAUAAAUACACAUUAGAAGAGUGAUUAAUAAAGAUGUCCAGCUGGUAUUGGUGGUUAACAACCAUAGAAACCAUAAGGAAAAACAAGAUAGAUUUUUGACCUCGGUCAAAUUUUAUCCUUACAUUUUCCUGAGGCCCUGGUCGGUUUCUUGCACUGUAAAUAAUAUUCUGUUGCAUUUAGACUUUUUUUAUUAUGUAGGGAGCCUAGAUUAGAACUGUAUUUAUUUUGUUACCUUAUUUUAAGUAAUUUAUUUCAAGAAAAAUAAUAGGGAUUAGGGUUAACUAUAGUUGUUUUUAUGUUCAUGGUUCCUGUGAAUUUUAAAUAGCUAGGGAAAAAAAUGUCCACACAAAAAAUAAACAAGUCUUGCAUUAUUAAGUAAUUUUCUAGCCUUCCAGCACAUCCUUUAGAGUUUGCAUAGCACAAAAUAAAUUUUACAAUUAAAGGCAUUGAAAUAUUUCCUCAUAGGUAAUAUUGCUGUUGAGAUUAAUUUUGGGAUUCUUUCGUUAAAGAGCAAAUUGCAAGUUAGAGACUCACAUGAACCGAUGUUAAGAGAAACAUAAUAGAAACUCCUUUUUAAAAACAUUAUUACACAUGCAUAAAUUAUUUUGGAUUUUAGAAUCAUUUUGUGAGAAUUUUUAUUUUUAAUUUUUUAUUUUUUGCCAAACCAAGUCACGUCAGUUUAGGAAGUCGUAUUGGCUUAAUCCAGUGAAAAAUAUGGAUUCUAAUAUGGCUCUGACACAGAGGAAACUUUUUAUGUUUAUAUUUCUACUUAUGAUGUUAUGAGUUUGCUGCAUGCCCUAGAGAGCUGAGACAAACGAGAGGGAGAAACGAUCGGCCAAAGCAGUGAGAUUGUGCUGCAAUGUGAGGGGGGGAGCAGCAGGUGUCUGGUGAGUUAACGAUGUUAGCUUCAACUCGUAUGCUAACAUCACAAUAUUGUACAGAUUACUAUCAUGUACCAGACAAUUAAACAUAGUAUCGGUCAUUUAAUAUAAUAUUAAUACUAAUGAGCAUCUGUCAGCUGUCUCAUACUCAUUAAUGUCCGUUCACGAAAUGUAGUUUAGCGCUUAGAGAGGGAGAGAGAGACGCCUGUGAUCCGGUUCAGGAGCUCAUGCAGGCUUAUGUGAGCUGGAUCCAACCUAGACACCAGCGAGCCAGUCGAGCUAGUAUUUUUAAAAGCUAUGCAUGAUCCUCUCCUGGAUGUCUGCGGCGGUUCUGAUCCAGUUCCAACUCAUAAACCAGCUAAACUGGCUCACUGGUGCCUUUAAAAGCCGCGCAUCCACACCUGGUGGUCCAGGCGGCAGUUCUGAUCUGGUUCCGACCCAGAAACCAGCUCCACUAGCCCGCCUAGCUGCGGGUCUCUUCUGGUGAUCGGUUCUGACCGGAUUCUGAUGGUGAUCUGAGUUCCAGAAAUCCGCAUUUAAUUUUUAAAUCCCCGCUAUGGGUCUCCAGAGCACAGCGCAGACCUCCCUGUUCCGGUACCAACCAAUGUGGGAUACAGAAGUCCGUCUUUUCAGCUGCACAAAACGCCCUCAGGCAUAGAGAUAGAGGCAUUGUUUCUCUUAUCUGGGAACACGUGGAUUCGAUAUCCAGACAGGCUGGAGUUGGUACAGCCUUCAUAAACUAUAGUUUAUCAAAAUGAACACAAUCCAAAACUAGUAAACACACACACUGAAUGGAUAACAUAACCUCUCUACCCUAAAACUACCCACUCCACACUGAGCUGAGGCAGCACCUAGCUUCUAACUCCCUUUGGUUACGUUAGAGGUUCAGAUUUAGAUAAAAAGAGCCUUUUUAGAAGCUUUGCUGAAAAAGGCCACUUUUUACUCCAAAAGCUCUGCCGUUAUGUAUUUUAACACAAAAUAUCAACAUUAAGCAAUUCAAAUAGUAUUUUUGGACAGCAUUUUAUACAAAUUAGAAAAAAGAUUUUACCUGCAAUUUCCUCUUUAAUUUAACACAUUUAACCGUUAGUUUUAAAUGGUCAGACCAAAAAAAUAAAUUCUCUCUUAAAAUGUACCAUCUUUUAAAGUCAGUGAACACAGUUUUAUAUAUUUUAUUGCAAAUUUAAAGCCUUCAUACUUAUUUGUUUUAAAAAACAUACAUUGUCAUAUUAGUUUUCUACCAUUCUUUUUCAUUUAAAAAUAGUUUUCCAACUCUGGUAUCAAUAAAAUACAUCUCAUCUCAUCAUCUCAUGUCGGAUUUACUUAACAGACCGUAACAAACUAUAUUUUAGCAAAUGCUUUGCUUAUAGAUUGUUUUCCACCUACGACAAUGUGGUGAAUAUUUGUUGCCUCUGAUGUCAGCAGAUCCUGAUCAAAAACACUUUGUCAAGCUCAAGAGAUAAAUAAUAAAACUUGCACUACAUAGUGGGAUCUUAUGAGCUCUAAGGUAACUGAUUUAUAAUUAACAAUGACUUCCCAUCUAGGGAUGGGUACCGAAUUCGGUACUUUUUAAGGUACCGACCGAAUUCCACAGUACCGACCGAGCACCGAUUCACGUCAUUUCAAACGGUGCCUCGUUUCGGUACCCGUCCUUCAUAACGAGAACUUGCCUAGACAGCUGCGCAUGCGCAAGAGCGUUUUGUCGUCGCUCGCUGCGAACCAGUUGUAAACAGAGCAGCAUGGUAGAAAGAACGCACGCUAAAGCUUGGGUCCACUUCACUAAAUGUGAUGGGUAACUGGGUCACGAUGAAACCAGCGACAACGAUUUAAGUGAGAAUUCUUCAUCUUAAUCUGCUCCGGUAGGUAAAUAUAAUUAGCUUGAUAUGUUAGCUUCCGUUUCGCUAAUGGUGCGUUCGCUUUCUCCUCGGAACUCUGAAUUUCCAACUAGAAGAACAUGAACGCGCUCUAAAGUUUGGCUUCACUUUACUAAAUGUGACGGGUGAACAUGAAACCAGUGAGAACGAUCUAAGUGUGAGGCAUCAUCGUUUUAAUCUGCUCCAGCAGCUAAAUAAACUGUUUAAGAUAACGUUAGCUUGGUAUAUUAGCUUCCAUUGCUACCAUUGUUAUCAGCUAAUGGUGCGUUCGCUUUCUCCUCGGAAAUUCUAACUUCCCAGUGGGAAAAAUCAAAUGCAAAAAGAUGGCAAAAGGAAUGAAGAUACACAGUGAAUUUAGUUCACAGUAAAGAUGUUUGCUUCAGUUUAAUUAACAGCUUAUAAAACUACAACGAUGAUGUUAAAAUACAAACAGUUGCGUUAUUUAUAGUGAUAUUUAUCAAAUAUUGUUAUAUAUUGAGAAAAAUAUAUAUUUAAUUAUAAAAGAGAAUUAAAAUAAUAAACACUCAAAAGUAUCGAAAACUGGUAUCGUUAAGUACCGGUAUCGUUUCGUAGGUACCGGGAAUUAGUACCGGAUCGAUUCAAAUGUCAAAGGUACCUAUCCCUAGAACUCCUAAAUUAUCUCUAGAUAUUUUUCUUUCCUGUUUCAUGCUGUUACUAAGGCAACCAGGGAUGCUGUGUGAAAAGGCACUUAUUAACUAAGAUAAGUCCCACUUUAUUAAAUGAUUUGAGCUUUUUAGGGUCAAACUCAAUUGAAAGGACACCUAAUUAAAUGAAAUAAAAUCAUGAUUUUAACAGGUUUCACUGUUUGCUUCACUGUUUCUCUGUAUACACAUCUCUGUAGGAGUGUUGUUCACUUUCUCCGCAAACUUCCCUUUCUUCUAAUUUUUAUUUUUGAUUUGUAUAUAAUAAUUUAGAUUUUGUUUAUUUUUUGUAACAGAUGUGAAAUUAGGAUGAUUAUAAUGAAUGUUAUCAUUUUCCUGCUGGUGUCUUCCUUUCUUCUGUGAGCUUUGGCUUGUGAGUCACUACCAUGGUAGAGUCUUUGUUUACAGCAAAUAAAGUCAUGACCACUUUUCAUCUCAAGCUGUUCCAAAAUGUUAAAAAAAAAUUUGGAUCUAAAUAUUGCAUAAUCCUAUGAGUUGUAAACUAUGGCAUGUAUUCUAUGUAAUCAUCAGCAGUGUUUGGAACAAAUGAAAAUUAAUUUUCUUUUGUUGUUAUAUUUUAUUCAUACAGUCACUAUCAGUCCAUGUCAUAAUACUCUUGUAAGACAUGAAUAUUGUUGGUUAAGUUUUAUUUAUGACACCGGAGAACAGGUAACAUGUUUGUUUGGACUGAUUCUCACAAACCUGAUUCCAUUAUUCCACUAAGAGACAUACACAUAAAUGUUACCAGGAAGUAAAAAUGUGAUUUACAAUCAAGUGUUCACUGUAAACACAAUGAAAAGAAACAUGUAUAUAUGUAUAAAGCAUAAUGUGAAUUCAAUGAGAUGACAAAACUUCCAAAGAUUCUAUUUUGACUUGAAAAUGUUUCACAGCAUGAGGAAAGUUUCUGGACACCUUUGGGCUCUCUGAUGCGUACAGCUGGUUAUUUAAACUAGUAAUCAUCCUUACUAUCUGUACUCCUUUAAAGGAGCUGAUGAACCUUCUGUCUUUGAUGCAUGUGUAUCAUAUUGUAAACCAAACUGUUAGCCAUAUUAGCCAUAAGUGGUGUGCUCCGUAUGAAUGUACCCUAUAACAUAUAUUUUGUGGAUAAAAAGUAAUUUAAAAAACAA